This is a messenger RNA of Pyricularia grisea, 618 nucleotides long. RefSeq lists its product as uncharacterized. The record is from RefSeq and is a predicted model, not a curated record. The transcript has 2 exons. The coding region runs from base 1 to 618 and encodes 205 amino acids. NCBI's taxonomy places the organism in Eukaryota, Fungi, Ascomycota, Sordariomycetes, Magnaporthales, Pyriculariaceae.
AUGGGACGGCUCUCUACUACGUCGCAUCAUUUGGCGUCGGUGGCCAUGUCGAGAGCCCUAUUACAACAGCGCGACAAGGGCGGUACUAAUACGGUCGCUGGCGGCCGACAUCCCGAUCUUGACGCGCCUGGCAGUCGCUUCGGCGGCACAGCACUCCACGCGGCGGCCAUCCGGGCCACGUGGCCGACCCGGGACGGACCGACUUCAACGAGGCCACACCCAUGCACAGCGCCGCGUCCCAGGGCGACGCCGAGGUCGUGCGCUGGUCCAGGGAACGCGCGACCAGACGAAGAGGCCGACGCCGCUCCAACGGCUCGGUUGAGCCGGCGUGAUGAGGUGGCGGGCCUCAUGGAGUCGUACAUGGCCGCGGAUGGCGAGCGACCAUUACAACAAGGGGAGCCAGAAGAAGCAGUGAGCGCUGCCGCUGAUUCUGUUGUCCACGAGCCCGAGCAUGAGGAAGACAUCAAGGACGAUGCGGGCGAGUGGGGAGCAAGGGAGCUGCGUCGCGUGCUCUUUCUAGACGGAAAACAUGGCCAGCCCUCCAGUGACGCCCUUCAAGUGGACUGCGCCGGCGGGAGCAAAAUCCUUGCCAGACGCGCGUCCAAGGUCUGGCGGUAA